AUGACUGAAAGACUUUUGCAACAAAUAUCCCGUUUUUGUGACAUGUGUGGUAUUUCAGAGUGUAUUUACUGCUUAACUAGUGUCGGUGUUACAAUUAUGACAUCAAGUCAUAAAUUAGCUUUAGGACUUCCUACUAAAUUAGCUCCAUAUCGAUCUGACACAGUUUACCCGGCAAUGAUAGCUACUACGCUAUCCCAAUAUGAAUAUGUUCUUAUAUGUGAUAAAUUCAACAUCCGAGUGUCUGGAUCACCACAACAUGUGGUAGUUCAGAAAUCUCCAGUCAUAGAAUGCCUGUUACUUUUAAAGUGCUUUUUGGCCCUUCUGCAAAAUAAUAAGCAUUUCUUGUAUAUCCCGAAGUGUUUCUCAAAUACCUUGAAGCAGAUAAAUUACUGA
Messenger RNA from Phycomyces blakesleeanus NRRL 1555(-), 393 nucleotides. RefSeq lists its product as hypothetical. The record is from RefSeq and is a predicted model, not a curated record. The transcript has 5 exons. Bases 1 to 393 code for a protein of 130 amino acids. NCBI's taxonomy places the organism in Eukaryota, Fungi, Mucoromycota, Mucoromycetes, Mucorales, Phycomycetaceae.